AUGCUUAAUUUGGCAAAAUUGGUUGCAACUUUUGUUGCAUUAUUUCAACUUACAAAUGCCUUGCAUUUCUAUGUGAGGACCGGCGAAACUAAAUGUUUCUUUGAAGAAUUGCAACAAGACACCCUUGUGGUGGGAAGAAUCGACGCUUAUGAAAAGGACGAGCAUUCAAAUGAGUAUUCCAAGAACGGUAGAUUGAAAGUUCAAAUCACAAUUGACGAAACAUUUGACAACAACCACAGAGUUAUUGAUCAGAAAUCAUCACCCAGCGGAGAAUUCACAUUCACUUCCUUAGAUUCAGGAGAACACAAGUUUUGCUUGACCCCUGUGUAUUCCGACAAUACUCACAAUAAAGUUCAUCGUAUAUUCUUUGAUGUUGUGCAAGGGUCUACACACGACUACGUUGACUCUAAAUCCACGAAACUGGUUGACGAUUUAACAGCAAGAGUUAAUGGAUUGUAUGAAAAAUUGGACAAGAUUCAUUGGGAACAGGAAACUAUGAGAGAAAGAGAAGCUUUGUUUAGAGAUCAAAGUGAAUCCACAAAUUCAAGAGUUGUGAAAUGGUCGAUUAUGAGAUUCUCCAUUUUCUCUGCAAAGAUGACAACCGAAGACGACUUACGUCGUAAAAUAGAGUUGCUAGAGCUAGAAAAUGAACGACUAAAGAAAACUUCAUCAGAAGGAACUCAUCCGUACUCCAAAGUGGAUGGCUGGUUCAGCCUUGAUGAGUAUAAAAGGUAUGGCAGACAAAUGAUUGUUCCAGAAUUCGGGUCAUUGGAGUCUCAAAAGAAACUCAAACUGUCGAAGGUGCUAGUUGUGGGUACAGGAGGUUUAGGGUCUCCUGCAUUGGAAUACCUUUCGGCGGCAGGAGUUGGCACGAUAGGGAUAGUUGAUGAUGAUGUUGUGGACACAAGUAAUCUACAUCGUCAAGUUAUACAUCAAACUGGAGCUGUGGGAACUUACAAGUGUGAAUCUGCUCGAUAUUUCAUCACGAGAAUCAACCCACAUGUACAAAUCACUACAUAUCCUAUAAGAUUGAGCAACGAUAAUGCAUUCGAAGUGAUCAGCAAGUAUGAUUUGGUUCUUGAUUGCACUGACCACCCGGCUGUAAGAUACCUCAUCAAUGAUGUCUGUGUUAUUCUAGGGAAGACUAUUGUGAGCGGGUCCGGGCUCAAAUCAGAUGGACAAUUUACAAUCCUAAAUUUUGAGAACGAGGGACCUUGUUAUCGAUGUUUUUACCCUCAACCACCAAGCCCUAGUUCAGUUACGUCAUGUGCCGAUGGCGGUGUCAUUGGGCCAGCGAUUGGAAUGGUCGGGGUUGCCAUGGCAAUGGAAACAAUAAAAAUCAUAACCCGAUACUACACUAAAAAGAAUUUCAGUCCAUUUCUUUCCUCAUAUUCUGCUUACCCGUAUCAACAAAUCAGGCGGUUUAAAAUGAGACCACGGCAACAAAAUUGUCUCGUGUGUGGUGCUAACAAGGAAGUGACUAAAGAGAAGAUUGAAAGUGGGCAGAUUGACUACGUUAGCUUCUGUGGCAAGGUUAUUUACGAGCCAUUAGAGCAAGAAUACAGAAUAUCAGUAGCAGACUACAAUGCCUUACUGAAAACCGACAGCGAUCAUACAAAUAUUCGUUAG
Lodderomyces theae is the source of this 1629-nucleotide messenger RNA. RefSeq names its product cnxF. The record is from RefSeq and is a predicted model, not a curated record. Gene Ontology annotation, cellular component: cytoplasm. Gene Ontology annotation, biological process: tRNA wobble position uridine thiolation; protein urmylation. NCBI's taxonomy places the organism in Eukaryota, Fungi, Ascomycota, Pichiomycetes, Serinales, Debaryomycetaceae. Bases 1 to 1629 code for a protein of 542 amino acids. The transcript is spliced from 4 exons. Gene Ontology annotation, molecular function: thiosulfate-cyanide sulfurtransferase activity; nucleotidyltransferase activity; URM1 activating enzyme activity.